UACUGAAGUUUCUGGAUGAUAAAGCAGGGAUGAGGAAGUGGAGUGUCUCACGACAUAUCUGUGGGUCAGGCUAGGAUGCGUUUCCAGAACACAUGGUUUAUUUACAGACAUCUGUUCAUCUGGCAACUACAACACAGAGAGAGUGAAGUGGAUGCUUUGUUUGCCUGGUAUCUUGGAGACGGUAACUGCGGACGGGCAGGUGUGUGAGGUGAGAGGGAGUGUUUUCCUGAGUGUGGGUCUGAAAACACACACACACACUCUGCUGACUGCAUCCUGAGAGCGAGGAGUUCGUGGGAGGAAGACUGACAGAGGAGCCCGUUCUCUGGAGAUGACGCUGUGAAAACAACUAACCGGCCAAUAGCAACGAUCACAGCCACCAUGGCCUACCUGGUCCACACCGCACACGCUCAGUGCCUGGGCCUAUGGGUGGGCACGGUGGGCUGGAUCCUGACUGGCGUGGCACUGGGAUUGGUCCAGUGGCGGGUGUGGCAGGUAGACGACCUCUCCGUGAUCUCCUCUGGAGUGGUCUGGGUGGGCGUGUGGAGAGUGUGUUUCUACAGCCACGUCCGGGUCACCCCGGAGUUCAAAGUCAUGUACUGCCAGAGAAUGGGACUGGCUGAAGACUACACGCCUCCCGAAGUCGCGGCCGCACAGGUGCUCAUGCUGGUGGCGCUGGGGGCGGGGCUAUGCGGGAACGCCUUCGGCGUGUACGGCCUGAGGAGCAUCUACUUCGGACUGGAGAAGAACGCUCCUGUCCGGAGCGUCUUCACCGCGGCGGGCGCCUUCUGCCUGCUAGCUGCCACGCUGGCUCUAGUGCCGCUGCUGUGGAACCUAAACUCUGUGGUGACGAACCAAACCAUCGCCUUCCCGACGCAGUUUUACAUGCCGCAAGCCCCAGUCGAGCAGCACACCGGCCCGGCUAUCGGAGUCGGUAUUGUAGCCUCCACGCUGCUCAUCGCCAGCGGGGUCAUCUUUUUCUCUUACCGGCUGCCGGACCGAGGAGGCCGCAGCGUAGAGCCUUUCUCGGCGGAGACGACAAUGGAUAUGUCUCGCGACUCUGUAGAGACGGAUCGGUACACACCGAGGCCGUCACAGGCUCGGGACAACCCCGCCUUUCAGUCAGACGAGAACUUGUAAACAGUCAUGAACGAUGCUCUGGAUCUGAAUCCAAGUCCUUCAGGUGUGAAGAACAUUUCGGUGUUGAUUGAGGACGAUCAUUUAAUGAUCUGAUGAAUGAUGAACAUGUAGCAAACUAUUUUACCAUUAAUAAGAAAACAUAUAGGCCUAUGUUAUUAGUAAUAUACAGCCUGCUUCUGUUUUUUUGCAGCGUUUUAACCGGUCAAUGUAUCG
This is a messenger RNA of Osmerus eperlanus (European smelt), 1350 nucleotides long. Its product is annotated as claudin-34-like. Bases 379 to 1137 code for a protein of 252 amino acids. Gene Ontology annotation, molecular function: structural molecule activity. Gene Ontology annotation, cellular component: plasma membrane; bicellular tight junction. Gene Ontology annotation, biological process: cell adhesion; bicellular tight junction assembly. The record is from RefSeq and is a predicted model, not a curated record. NCBI's taxonomy places the organism in Eukaryota, Metazoa, Chordata, Actinopteri, Osmeriformes, Osmeridae. The transcript has 2 exons.